ACCCCGCGGCUCUCUCACCCUCCAACCUCGGGCCCCCAGGUACACAGCGACUUCACGGCGGCAGCCACGCGGGGCGCCAUGGCAGUCAUCGAUGGCAACGUGAUGGCCAUCAACCCCAGCGAGGAUACCAAGAUGCAGAUGUUCAUCUGGAACAACAUCUUCUUCAGCUUGGGCUUUGAUGUCCGCGACCACUACAAGGACUUCGGUGGGGACGUGGCGGCCUACGUGGCGCCCACCAACGACCUGAAUGGCGUGCGCACAUACAAUGCCGUGGAUGUGGAGGGGCUGUACACGCUGGGCACGGUGGUGGUGGAUUACCGCGGCUACCGUGUCACGGCCCAGUCCAUCAUCCCCGGCAUCCUGGAGCGGGACCAGGAGCAGAGCGUCGUCUACGGCUCCAUUGACUUUGGCAAGACGGUGGUGUCGCACCCACGUUACCUGGAGCUGCUGGAACGCACAAGCCGGCCCCUCAAGAUCCUGAGGCACCGGGUGCUCAACGACCGGGAUGAAGAGGUGGAGCUCUGCUCCUCCGUGGAGUGCAAGGGCAUCAUUGGCAACGACGGUCGCCACUACAUCCUUGACCUGCUGCGCACCUUCCCCCCCGACCUCAACUUCCUGCCCGUGCCCGGUGAGGUGCUGCCCGAGGAGUGCACCCGCGCCGGUUUCCCCCGCGCCCACCGCCACAAGCUCUGCUGCCUGCGCCAGGAGCUGGUGGACGCCUUCGUGGAGCACAGGUACCUCCUCUUCAUGAAGUUGGCAGCCCUACAGCUGAUGCAGCAGAAGGCCAGCAAGAUGGAGAUCCCCCCGUCACUGGAAAACGGCGACCCCCCAUCCUCGGAGUCCAAGCCUAAAGACCCUCCAGCACCCGAGGUGGGAAGUGAGGAGGAGGGCAGCAGUGCUAGUGGCCUGGCCAAGGUGAAGGAACUGGCAGAGACCAUCGCCUCGGACGACGGGACAGCAGACCCUCGCAGCCGGGAGGUGAUCCGCAACGCAUGCAAGGCUGUGGGCUCCAUCAGCAGCACGGCCUUCGACGUCCGCUUCAACCCCGACAUCUUCUCGCCAGGGGUUCGCUUCCCGGAGUCUUGCCAGGAGGAAGUUCGGAACCAGAAGCAGCUGCUAAAAGAUGCCGCUGCCUUCCUGCUCUCCUGCCAGAUCCCCGGCUUGGUGAAGGACUUCGCAGACCACGCGGUGCUGCCCAUGGACGGGGCCACGCUGGCCGAGGUGAUGCGUCAGCGCGGCAUCAACAUGCGCUACCUGGGCAAGGUGCUGGACCUGGUACUCCGGAGCCCGGCCCGGGACCAGCUGGACCACAUCUACAAGAUCGGCAUCGGAGAGCUCAUCACCCGCUCUGCCAAGCACAUCUUCAAGACGUACUUACAGGGGGUCGAGCUCUCGGGGCUCUCGGCUGCCAUCAGCCACUUCCUGAACUGCUUCCUGAGCUCCUACCCCAACCCCGUGGCCCACCUGCCCGCCGACGAGCUCGUCUCCAAGAAGAGGAACAGGAGGAGGAGAAACCGGCCGCCAGGGGCAGCGGAUAACACAGCCUGGGCUGUCAUGACCCCCCAGGAGCUUUGGAAGAACAUCUGCCAGGAGGCCAAGAACUACUUUGACUUCAGCCUCGAGUGUGAGACCGUGGACCAGGCCGUGGAGACCUACGGGCUGCAGAAGAUCACGCUGCUGCGGGAGAUCUCCCUGAAAACCGGAAUUCAGAUCCUGCUGAAGGAGUACAGCUUCGACAGCCGCCACAAGCCCGCGUUCACGGAGGAAGACGUGCUCAACAUCUUCCCCGUGGUCAAACACGUCAACCCGAAGGCUUCAGACGCCUUUCACUUCUUCCAGAGCGGGCAGGCCAAAGUACAGCAGGGCUUCCUGAAGGAGGGCUGCGAGCUCAUCAACGAGGCCCUGAACCUGUUUAACAACGUGUACGGAGCCAUGCACGUGGAGAUCUGCGCCUGCCUGCGCCUCCUCGCCCGCCUCCACUACAUCAUGGGCGACUACGCCGAGGCCCUCAGCAACCAACAGAAGGCUGUGCUGAUGAGCGAGCGCGUGAUGGGCAUCGAGCACCCCAACACCAUCCAGGAAUAUAUGCACCUGGCCCUGUACUGCUUCGCCAGCAGCCAGCUGUCCACGGCCCUGAGCCUGCUGUACCGCGCCCGCUACCUCACACUGCUCGUGUUCGGGGAGGACCACCCUGAGAUGGCCCUGCUGGACAACAACAUCGGGCUGGUGCUGCACGGAGUGAUGGAGUGUGACCUAUCGCUGCGCUUCCUGGAGAAUGCGCUGGCCGUCAGCACCAAGUACCACGGGCCCAAGUCCCUCAAGGUGGCCCUCAGCCACCACCUGGUCGCCCGGGUCUAUGAGAGCAAAGCCGAGUUCCGGUCAGCCCUGCAGCACGAGAAAGAAGGCUACACCAUCUACAAGACGCAGCUGGGCGAGGACCACGAGAAGACCAAGGAGAGCUCCGAGUACCUCAAGUGCCUGACCCAGCAGGCCGUGGCCCUGCAGCGCACUAUGAACGAGAUCUACCGCAACGGCUCCAGCGCCAACAUCCCGCCCCUCAAGUUCACAGCCCCCAGCAUGGCCAGCGUCUUGGAACAGCUGAACGUCAUCAACGGCAUCCUCUUCAUUCCUCUCAGCCAAAAAGACUUGGAGAAUCUGAAAGCCGAGGUGGCGCGGCGGCACCAGCUCCAGGAGGCCAGCGGGAACAGGGAUAAGGCAGAGGAGCCCAUGGCUACUGAGCCAGAGCCAGCAGGGGCCUCAGAGGAUGCGGCCUCCCAGCCCGCAGCUGCCAAGGACCCUCCUUCCCUGAGCUUGCAGGGGUAGGAAGGGAGACACAGACGGACAGUCAGCCAGCUGCCCCGUUACCCAGCGAUCCAGACUCCAGGAGAAGGGGGCGUGCCCUGCACAUCAGGAGAGGCAGCAAGUCCCUCUUCCUCCACGCUUCCAACCCCACCCCGCCCCCAGCAUCCUCCUGGGACCGUGGCCUGCCCUGCCUGACCCUCUGAAAGAUGUUCUUGCACUGGUUCAAAGAGUAUACGACUCAGAGGCCUAAUCGAAGACACGUGAAUGGAGCGCGUGGGCAUCAGUUCCCUGCUGGCGGACAGGUGCCCCCUCGGGCCCCCCAUCCUCAAGCAGGUGUGCGCGAGUGUGUCUGUGCCUGCGAGUGUCCUGAUCCGCCCUUCCUGACUUGUACAUAGCCCCGAGCCGGUUCUGAGUGGGUGGGUGACGUGCAGGUGAGAUUUCUCAGGUCAUUUGUAUGUUUGACAUUAUGGCUGCUGCUUUUGCUGCCACUACCCCCGGGCCCGACCUGGCUGAAAGUCCAGGUUUGAAGCCGAAAAGGGGAGCUUUCCUGUGUCCUGGGAUGGGGAGCCAGAGCCCUGUGGCAGGGCUGGACGGUUGGGGAGCACUUUAUGGCGGGAUGAGGGCCGCAGCAGCUUUACUAACCACGGGUGGGCCUGGCCUGGCCCGGCUGUGCUCGGGGUGGGGAAAGGGUUGGGCAGCGGUGGCUCCCCAGACACCCCUGUGCCCAGCCCCGGCUUGUCGGCCCUUGGGCCCCAGCAGGAGGUGCUGCCUUCCCACUCCCUGCACCCCAGCUGGGGUUAACCUUGGGGUACAGUCUGAAUGUAUCCUUCUCCCCGUUGAACAACCUCAGCUGCCUAACGCACAGUGGGGUGGGGGGGGCUGGGGGACCUGGACCGAAUCAUGGAUCCCGGGGGAGAUGUCACAGAUACAGGAGUGACUGUCCCUUGUUUGUGGAGCUUAGCUCCCUACCUGGUCCUAGGACACACAGGCACCUACAGAGAGGAGCUCUGGGAGUGGAAGGGAGGGGGCUGCAGAAGGUGGUGGGCCCACAGGCCCGGCUGCCCAGGCCGCUUCUCUGGGCCUGCUGUCAGAGCCCUGGCAGGUGGGCGGAGACGGCCACCCUUGCGAGCUGGAGGGAGUGGUCCUGCUGCUGGGGCCUCCGCCUGCUGGCUCUGCGGGGAGCCGCUGCCGGGUAUGGUCUGUCCCAACACCUGGUUUCAAAGGGAGUGGGUGUGAGCUAGCAAGCGAGGCAUCCCCACAGCUGAUCAAGAACUUUUUCUUGUUUUUAAACCAUCAGUCUUCAUUUCACAUUGGAAUAAAGUGAGUUUUUGAAACCUGC
This is a messenger RNA of Balaenoptera acutorostrata (minke whale), 4141 nucleotides long. Its product is annotated as clustered mitochondria protein homolog. Gene Ontology annotation, cellular component: cytoplasm. NCBI's taxonomy places the organism in Eukaryota, Metazoa, Chordata, Mammalia, Artiodactyla, Balaenopteridae. The record is from RefSeq and is a predicted model, not a curated record. The transcript has 17 exons. The annotation marks the transcript as partial. Gene Ontology annotation, biological process: intracellular distribution of mitochondria. Gene Ontology annotation, molecular function: mRNA binding; protein binding.